GGUGUGUGGCCACCAUACUUCUCAUGGACUCCAGUUGCAAUCAUCAGUUCCUGUUCUCGUUGCUCGAAGACAAACCACGCCUAACCUCGCGCCGCAUUCAUAUCAGACGUCUAUAUGACAUACUGCAUCUCAGUCUGCAGCAACAGGACAUGGCACGCGCGCGACGGGCAUGGGCCAUUCUGGCAAGAUGCAACGAGGUCAACUGGAAGAAUCUAUGGACAUUAAGCGUUGGCCUCCUCGACUGUCAUGUCAACGAUGUAGAGAGCACUCCAACAAAGGUCGACUACCUGAAGGCGAUGAUGUUGCAACAUCCUGACGAGCGGGAAAAAAUCCUCACUGAACUUAUACAUUUCUAUAUUCUAGCCGACAGGCACAGGGAUGCCCUCGAUGAGUUAGAAUUCUGCCUACCAUCGUUCCCCUACCACGACAACCCGACCCUUCACCUAUACGCAGGUCUCUGUUCUAUGUUCAAUGCACAACUAUCCAAUGACAUGAUUGAAGGCAAGUCCUUUGUAAUGAUGCAUGCUGCUAGUCCAGAGUGUUUAGCAGGAAACGAUGAUUCAGGUGGAACAGACCGUAAUCUUAUCGACCGCGCUCAGAUAUUCUUUCAGCGUGCCAAGGCAUUGGAUCCUAAUAAUACCGUCGUGGACUUGCUGGUGAACAUGGCACAAUGCCUGUUACAGGCUCCACGCACUGAUCUUCGUCAUGAGUCUGACGAAGAUAUGCCAGAAUCUCCAGAGGCUUCCCGAACAAAACGGCUGAGAGUCGAACACGGCACAUUUUAAUUUUGUUUCACAGCACAUAAACGGGGUAAUG
Pisolithus orientalis is the source of this 816-nucleotide messenger RNA. RefSeq lists its product as uncharacterized. Gene Ontology annotation, molecular function: RNA polymerase I general transcription initiation factor activity; TBP-class protein binding; RNA polymerase I core promoter sequence-specific DNA binding. The record is from RefSeq and is a predicted model, not a curated record. The transcript is spliced from 4 exons. Gene Ontology annotation, biological process: transcription initiation at RNA polymerase I promoter; nucleolar large rRNA transcription by RNA polymerase I. NCBI's taxonomy places the organism in Eukaryota, Fungi, Basidiomycota, Agaricomycetes, Boletales, Pisolithaceae. The coding region runs from base 24 to 785 and encodes 253 amino acids. Gene Ontology annotation, cellular component: RNA polymerase I core factor complex.